UUUGGAUAUUAAUAUCGUUCCGAUGAAGAAUUGUUACAAGUGCGGCAUAAGAUAUGUUAGUGGAGAGUGCGUUGGCUCUGUUUGCGCUUGUUAAUCAGUUCAAUUGAAUAACGUAUUAAUACUCCGGGGUCAUCGCGAGAGUUAAUCGCAAUGUCCACGCCGGACACGAUGGAUACCAUCGACGAAGCGGAACAAGCGUGGCAUGAGAUGCUGGAGUGUGAGACCGGGUCCCUUUUAGGCAGAGUGGCGGAUCUCGAAAGGCAAUCCUUGGCGCAGAGGGACGAGAUAGUUUGUCUUCGCGCCACUUUGGCGGACGCGUUAAGGCGAAUCGCUCAGCUCGAGGCAAGAGAAAAGCGGGAGGAUGACAGGAAUGAGAGGAGAAACGAGAGGAUGGUGUCCUCGCCUUUAAGGAACGGCCAUGUACCUCUCAGAAGUCAAAAUUCGGUGCCACAAAAGGAUUUGAGGCUGCGCCAGACUGGUGGCCUCAGAAAUUCCUCCUCUUCGGGAUCGUCGCAGGACGUUCGUGACGCGACGUCCAGUCCGAGACGGCCUGCAAGCUACGUGCAUCCCUCUCAACUUCCUCAAAGGAGAUCCGUCCACUAUCAGUCAACGGGCUCUUUACAUUCCGAUAGUCCGAGUAGUAGUAGUGUUUCUCCGGUGCCAUCGCCAAGCCCUAGAGCUACACCACUGCCCGUAGCCAGAUCGCCCACGGCAAGAUCAAACGGACCGCCACAAAGUAGCCUAAGAAGAGCGAAGAGAUGGUCGUCCACCGGCGAUUUUACACAUUCUCCGCAAAACCAGGGAAGCAAUUCCCAACUCGUCGGUACCAGAUUGUCUGCGUCCACCAAGUCCCUGUUCAACCUGUUCAAGCCACCGGCGAUGAACAACGUCAAGCACGGUACUAGAGACAUGCAGUACAACGAGGAGGAAGGCACCGUCCGCAUGUAUCUGCGCGGUCGACCAGUAAUUCUUUACGUCCCCACAUCCAUGAUGGAAUCCUACGACCUUCACAAAGUUAGUACACCGCCGCAGAGCAAAUUGAAGCUCGACUGGGUCUACGGUUACCGCGGCCGCGAUUGCCGUAGCAAUUUACACCUGCUGCCAACCGGCGAGAUCGUAUAUUUUGUCGCGGCUGUUGUUGUUCUGUAUAACAUGGAGGAACACAGCCAGAGACAUUACUUAGGCCAUACAGACGAUGUUAAAUGCAUAGCUAUUCAUCCAAACAAAUUGGUUGUCGCAACAGGACAGGUGUGCGGAACGGAUCGUCGGGAUGCUAUGCCACACAUUAGAAUAUGGAACUCCGUGAGCCUGACGACUCUUAGCGUAAUUGGCAAUGGCGAAUUUGACGGAUCGAUUUGCUGUCUGUCAUUCUCCAAGGCCGAUGGCGGGAAUUAUUUGUGUGCCAUCGAUGAGACUUCCGAUCACAAUAUAUCGAUCUGGGAUUGGCAAAAGAGCGAUCGUGGCACCAAAGUAACCGAAACGAAGUGCUCUGUCGACACGGUGGUUUGCGCCGAGUGGCAUCCGCUGGAACGUAACCAGAUCGUCUCUUGCGGAAAAGGACACGUGUCUUUUUGGUCCCUGGACAACGGCGGUAUGCUGUAUAAACGUAUGGGCAUCUUCGAGAGCAGAGAUAAGCCCAGAUAUGUUACCUGUGUCGCCUUCAAUCAAAACGGGGACGUCCUCACCGGUGACAGCAAUGGCAACAUCAUCGUUUGGAGUCGAGGUACUAACACAAUCUCAAGGCUAGUGAGGAAUCUCCAUGAAGGAUCGAUUUUUUCGAUAUGUGUUCUGAAAAAUGGUAACAUUAUUACGGGAGGCGGGAAGGACGGCAAGAUUUUGUAUUUUGAUGCCUCUUUGAAUCUAACGGGAGAAGAAGCUCAGAUCGAAGAUCAUUUCGGUGGGAUUCGUACGCUCUCGGAAGGAAGAGGCACUCAGUUAUUAAUUGGCACGACGAGAAAUUGCAUUCUUGUUGGCGAGAAUGAUAUGGGUUUCAAUCCUGCAAUGCUGGGUCACGCUGAAGAAGUUUGGGGACUUGCAGCCCAUCCAACUUUACCUCAGUUUGCUACCGCGGGACACGAUAGGUUGUUACAGAUGUGGGACAGUUUAAGUCAUACUGUGGUGUGGAGCAAAGACAUCGGGGAGCAAGCACAAAGUAUCACCUUUUCACCGGAUGGUAGUAUCAUAGUCGUAGGCUGUGUGUCCGGGAAAUGGUUGGCAAUUGAUAGCGAGACGCGAGAAUUGUACACACACCAUAGUGAUGGUUCCGAACCUAUUCAGGUCGUUCAAUUCUCGCCCGACGGUUCCUUGCUUGCUCUCGGCUCCAGAGAUAAUUAUAUUUAUAUUUACCAAGUAAACGAGGUCGCAACCAAGUAUAGUCGAGUCGGACGAUGUAUGCCAAAGCGGAUUCGAAGGCACGGAGGACAUUCCAGCUUUAUAACUCAUUUAGAUUGGUCCGUGGACGGUCAAUAUUUACGCAGCAAUAGUGGAGAUUACGAAUUGCUCUAUUGGAAUCCUGGUGUGUGCCGCCAAAUUCCACAGUCUUCGAUGCUGAGGAAUGUUGAUUGGGCAACUCAUACCUGCGUGAUAUCAUUUGAAACAAUAGGCAUUUGGCCGGAGGGUGCCGAUGGAACUGACGUGAAUAAUUGCACGCGAAGUGGUGACGGCAAACUAUUAGCUACCGGUGAUGAUUUUGGAAAAGUCAAAUUGUUCUCUCAUCCGGUAUGCCAACCGAAGUCACUAUACCAUUCCUAUGGCGGUCAUUCGAGUCACGUAACAAAUGUCUCAUUCUUGCAAGAUGAUUCCCGAUUGGUAUCAACCGGCGGCGCCGAUACCAGUGUUCUUCAGUGGAUAGUAAAUUAAGCAAGUUAUUUUCGAGCGAGUGAUUUUUAAGUGCACUUCAAGUUUGAAUUUAGAAGAUAAAAGAAUGUCAACAUCGCAUCGUUUAAAACUAAAGAUUGCACGAUUUACUUAAUUGCGACUAAGCUUUACGGAUUCUAUUGAAAGAAUUGACGACGGAAUCAUCUUAACAUCUCAAGUUCCCGAUAUUUAAACAUCAUUUGUCGCACGAAAAAUAUUUAAUCAUGAUGAACAUUAUAUAAGCAGAUUCCACUUGUUUAAAAGUGGAAAAUCAAACUGACUCAACUUCUGAACAAUACUUUUAUCAUCAAGCGCAAGAUAUUCAUAGAAUAUAUACUAUCGUACGUGUAAAGCAACUCAAUGCACCACGUGUGCGAAUGUGUUUCCUUCUCGUAUCAGUAUAUGUGAUAGCACCGAUGUAACCUUUUCUUACCAUUGUGUCCAACGUGCAUAAUAUUAACAGAAAAGCGAUCUGUGUGGACAAAUAAUAAUCGAUAUAAUUAAUCUGAUUGUGAGAACAACUUUCGGCACAAUACAUUUCUUGUUAACUAUAUUUACUAUUUACGUUAACAUUAUUAAUCCAAGAAUAUUUUAUAU
Molecule: messenger RNA, 3453 nt
Organism: Cyphomyrmex costatus
Lineage: Eukaryota; Metazoa; Arthropoda; Insecta; Hymenoptera; Formicidae
Product: echinoderm microtubule-associated protein-like 2
Exons: 18
Coding region: 151-2859 (902 amino acids)
Biological process (GO): microtubule cytoskeleton organization
Cellular component (GO): mitotic spindle
Molecular function (GO): microtubule binding
Source: RefSeq, a predicted model, not a curated record